GGCGUGUUCGAAACCGCAGGAGAUGAUGAUGAACGGGUUUAUCGAAACUUGAUUGGAUGAGCCUAUCGGUAAUAGCGAUUUUAGUGUGUGCAUUUAUUGUUCAUAGUGGUGUGAAAUGUGGUUGGGGUACGACCGACAACCCGUCGGGGCGAAUUUCGCACUGGGGUACUCAAAAUUGGAAGAAUUCAAGAUGUUUCCAUGAGUUUUGAAGGUAUGGAUAAGUUCUAAAAAUCCGGUUCUCCCUAUCUGGGUCAUUAACUCCAUAUGGUCCAGGAAAGCUGGCACACUACCUUUAAACAGUUCUAAUUCUAUCUUUUUCAAAUAUUCGCUGACCACUUGAGUACCAUUACCUUUGUAAAUUUUUUCGAACUUUGAUUAAUUUUUGUUGACCAGUUAGCCCUCUCUCAUGUCAGACACCAUCUCCGCUGAUCAAGCACCGAUGCUCCCCUGGAUCUCAUGCCUGGUGCCGCCUCUGUCUGCCAGUCGCUGCCGCCCGCACAGAUGCCGUGCCUGGCGCUGCCCCUGGGUCUGACCUGCCCGCAGGCGGUGGCCGGUCGGCCGGAGUGAGGCUUUUGCUACGCGGGCGCUCGGGGCGGUCGGGCGGCUCCCGGCGUGGUGACUCUGGAAGAAAUUCAGAUAAUGCCUGUAAUAGACGAGGGACGCCAUCGGUGGCAUGGAGGAGGGACGCCAUCGGUGGUGGACCGCCAUCGUCACCGCCGUCCUGACUGUACCAGAACAACAGCGGCGGACCGAGACAGCAGAGCGGCACCGGGCGGCCACUUCUCAACGGAACGGUUCAUCUGACUGGAGACCGUCUCUGCCGCUACAGGAGAGAGACUCCCCAUCAUUUAGCACCAGCCUGACCACUGGAGGAGCUCCUGUCCUACUGGCACCGCCGGCGGUCGCCGUGCUGCCAGCGCUGAUCGUUACGCGGAGGUGGCGCGCCCUCUGGUACAGUCCGGGGCGCGGAUCGACCUACAGAACGAGCGGGAGCGCCCGCCGCCGCAGAUGGCGCCACUAGGGCUGGCGAGCGACCUCCAGCAGCUGGCGCCGCCCUCGGUGGAGCCCACCGCUGCCACAGAUGGCAGCACCGUCGACUUAUCCCCGGGUUCAAUGCAUCUCGAGCCCCUGAGCCGCCGGCUACUUCAUCUCGUCGGUGCAGUUCGCAGUGCCCUCUGUAAAACUCUGUUGGUAUAGAUGGCACCACCGUCGACUGGAUGCCGAUGCCUGCGUAAUGCGUAUCUCGUGUUGACCGAGCCCGUUCUCUGAAUCUGAGGCUUGAGCUCGCCAAGCGAGCAGUGCCUAUCUGCCAUAAGGGCUUAGAGUGCCGAGGAGGUAGUCGUAUUUGUAUUCUGUUAUUAUGUUCACCCACCCACACUGUCGUGACGGAAAGUCUACCAUAUCAUUGUACUCGCGUCCCGAGACCAUUGAUGACCCGUCUUCCCAUGGCAAGGUCGGUUUUCUCAACUGGUGCCUGUGUUCGCUGCAUUUUGUAUGUACGACACGUGCGUUGACUGCAUAGUCGUACCUUGCCAACUGUUGUUGAAAUGCUGAAAUGUUGAAAGUGUCGUUCAUUGUCUGCUGGUGUAUGCGUCUUUAGUCACCGCCCGUCGCUUACCUCAAGAUUUGAUUCGUUUGGUCGGAUGUUGGACUCUUGCUGCCGCGUGUGGGCACCGCAUGGCCGCCGCCUUUUCACUGUCAUCACCGUGUCGUUAUCUGCGCGAACGUUGAGAGCUUCACGUUGAUGUGAUGCGCGUCGUUGUUUGACAUUCGAUCAUUGGUAAAGUCACCAUGUAGAGUGGGGUUCUUUGUGACUCGGACCCGUGUGCUCCUGAUGUUUUCCAUGUGUGCAUGCCAUCGAUCAAUGUUAGGUGCUGAAAACUGUGAUAGAACAAUAAAGUCAUGAAGUAACCCUC
Messenger RNA from Amphibalanus amphitrite, 1916 nucleotides. RefSeq lists its product as uncharacterized. The coding region runs from base 674 to 1021 and encodes 115 amino acids. Lineage: Eukaryota; Metazoa; Arthropoda; Thecostraca; Balanomorpha; Balanidae. The record is from RefSeq and is a predicted model, not a curated record. The transcript is spliced from 4 exons.